Messenger RNA from Clunio marinus, 918 nucleotides. The record is from the annotation of a GenBank genome assembly. NCBI's taxonomy places the organism in Eukaryota, Metazoa, Arthropoda, Insecta, Diptera, Chironomidae.
AUGAUAUCAUGGAUGAUUGAUAAAAAUGAUAUAAAAUCAUCAUAUUUAUUCGAAACACCUGAAAAACAAGGAAAAGUGCCACGACUAUGGCGAAUUUCUAUUAAUGAUUGGAAUCCAGGUCGUAAUCUUGGAACUCUUGAACGCAUUUGGGAACGUUUUGGAUAUGAAUAUGUUAAUGGAUCAAAUGGUGAUGAUUGGGAUAUUUGUUGGAGUCAUGAACUUCCUUAUGGUCCUGGCGUAAUGAUGAAAUCUUCACAAUAUGAUGACAUUUUAAAAACUCCUUUAAAGCCACAUCAACGUGUCAAUCAUUUCCCAGGAAUUAAUUAUCUCACAUCAAAAAGUUUCCUUAGCAGCAGCAACCGUGAUCUUAAAUAUAUUUUGCCAGGUUUCUUCUUUCCACAAAACAUUGACGCCUUUAAAAAAUAUGUCAAAGAAAAUCCUGAUGUAAGAUUUGUUGAAAAAAAGAAAUCAAAUCGAGGAAUUAAAUUGGUUGAAAUUGAAGACAUUAAUUUUGAUCAAAGUGAUAAAUAUUACCAAAAGUUUAUGGAGAGACCUUAUUUGGUAGAAGAUCGUGCUAUGGAUAUGGGAAUUUACGUAUUAAUUGCUUCAAUAAAUCCUUUGAGAAUUUAUCGUUUUACCGGAGAUAUUUGGUUGAGAUUCUGUCGUGAUCCUUAUUAUCCAUUUAAUGCUAGUAAUGUAUAUUCAUACGCAAUUUCUGACACGCGUAAACUUUUUUAUGAUAUUCCUGAACUUAAUUCUUAUUAUGAUCAUUUUGGAUUCUCAUUCCUUCUCACAUUGAUGAAUUAUUUAGAAAAAAGAGGUGUCAAUAUAACUGACAUGUGGCGUAAAAUUGAUGAUGCGAUUGUACAAUCAAUUAUGAGAAGUGAACCAGGAAUGAUAAAAGAGGUUUGUAAAUAA